Messenger RNA from Zea mays, 2259 nucleotides. RefSeq lists its product as uncharacterized. Gene Ontology annotation, cellular component: plastid. NCBI's taxonomy places the organism in Eukaryota, Viridiplantae, Streptophyta, Magnoliopsida, Poales, Poaceae. The coding region runs from base 289 to 1743 and encodes 484 amino acids. The transcript is spliced from 12 exons. The record is from RefSeq and is a predicted model, not a curated record.
CUCUUCAUCUGUGUUUCCUGUUGAUGGAAAUGCGGGUGCAGUGGCGCGCUCUAGAUCCUUGUCCUCUGGUCUCCGGAUGCGCAACGUUUACUCGCAAGCACGGACUGGGACCGCGCCAGCCAAGCGUGUGCAGGUCGCUGUCUGCUGCCAUAGCUUGCCCCGUCUGCCUGCGCGGAUGAAGCUAGGCGUAGGCAGUAGGCACCUCGCCUAGUCUCCUGUAAACACCCGCCCGCUAGUGCCAACCGCCAACCACCUCCAAUUACUUCACAGCAGCGCGGCGCCGAGAAGAUGGCUUCCCCCUCGUACAGGCUUGCGGCGGCGAUCACGGCCCCCUCGACCGGCGAGUUCCUCGUCGUCCGGCAGCCGCGCCCGCCAUCCCCACCCGAGGAGGAAGAGGAUUACCGGCGCUUCGUCGACAGCGAUCUCUACGACCUCCCGUCCGCGCCCCUCGGGCCACUCGAGGGGGCACCCCGGUCGGAGGUGGCCAUCGGCGGCGCGGACUCUGUCGCCAGCCGCCUCGACCUCUCGCGCCUCGACGUGUCCGCCGCCCUUGAUCAGAUUUUUCACCAAUUUGGCUUGCCGGCUGGGAUGAGUGGGGAGUGGAGGCUCCUGAAGUAUGUGGAGGAAGCAGAAUUUGGCCCGGAUGCUGGCAUUAACACGGUGUACAUUGUCGGAUCUCUUGAGUUGAGAUUGGAUGAUCUGCCAGAGUCAUGUAAAUGGAUGUCCAAGGAGUGUGCAUUGAGGUUGCUUUCGGAAGCGAAACCAGGUAAUGAUCGCAUAGGACAGUAUGCAUAUAUUGGACUUCUGAAUUCGGAGCUGUCAUCAAACUGCACAGCUUCUCCUGCAUUGCCCUUCCAGGAAUACCCACCUGGAAUAACACUUGUACCUAUGAAGAGUAGGACACUAGCGCCAUUCCGUACAACUAAUCUUGUGGUAGUAAGAUCAACCAAUGGUGCUGGUGGAUCUACAUGUUCUGAUUUUUUUGCUUCGGGGGAAGCUCUGCUUAUAGAUCCCGGAUGCAGCUCUCAGGUUCAUGCAGAGCUUGCAGAUCUCAUUGAUUCCCUUCCAAAAAGGUUAUUAGUUCUUGUUACACAUCAUCAUCAGGAUCACAUUGAGGGUCUUUCAGUCGUUCAGAGAUGCAAUCCUAAUGCUGUUCUUCUGACACACCAAAGUACAAUGGAUCGCAUUGGGAAAGGAACUUGGCAGAUUGACUACACUUCAGUAACUGGUGGUGAAAAGAUAUGCAUAGGUGACCAAGAACUACAAGUUGUUUUUGCACCUGGUCAUACAGAUGGUCAUAUGGGGCUUCUCCAUGUAAAUACCAAUACAUUGGUUGUUGGAGAUCAUUGUGUAGGGCAUGGAAGUGCAACCUUGGACAGUAGAAAUGGUGGCAACAUGAAGGAUUACUUUGAAACUACAUACAAAUUCUUGGAGUUGUCACCACAUGUAUUAAUUCCAAUGCAUGGAAGGAUUAAUCUAUGGCCCAAGUAUAUGCUUUGUGGAUACCUCAGGAAUCGAAGGGCUAGAGAAGCGUCCAUUCUGCACUCUAUAGAGAAUGGGGCCCAAACUCUUUUUGAUAUAGUUUCGAAGACUUACAGUGAUGUUGACAGGAAGUUGUGGAUUCCUGCUUCUUUCAAUGUUCGCCUUCAUGUUGAUCAUCUGAACUCCCUACAUAAAUUGCCCAAGGAUUUCUCUUUGGAAAUGUUCAGUCGAAGUUGUGAUGAUUUUAUCUCUAGAGUUUGAUGGCAAGUACGAGAAAAGGAUCUUCUAAUUCACUGCGUUGUGAUUUCAUUUAAGCUGGCCCGUUCACCAUUUGUUGUUUUAUUAUGUGCAUGACACUGAACAAUUCAAUGAUGGGGAACGAAGUCUUGUAAUAACCGAUAAAUAUGUAGACUGGACACCAAGGCUACCAUUCACACUUCCGAAAAUUUGUAAGAUUUAACAACUCGAAUAUAUGCAGGACUUCUCAUUGGAGAACUUUAAGGAAAGCUGUGGAGUGCAUUUCAUGUUGCGUUGGGCGGUGGCAUAUGUGCAUUCAAGGAGCUCCCCAGCUAUCCUUGCGGCAAGUGCCCUUGCUGGUGGUCUUGCAAUUGCUUGUGCUCUCAGAAGGAACUACUGCAAGCAAUCAUAGGUUCUCUCGGUCGAUAAUUUUCCAGCUAGAUGCACAUUAUAUUAUUCACAAGAUUCUGCUACCAGUAUGUUGAGUCGAACGGUGAAUUGCCAGAACUCUUAUUCUACUAUUAUUGUCCGUGAUUGCCA